Molecule: messenger RNA, 2415 nt
Organism: Pogona vitticeps (central bearded dragon)
Lineage: Eukaryota; Metazoa; Chordata; Lepidosauria; Squamata; Agamidae
Source: RefSeq, a predicted model, not a curated record
AUGCGGUCGCCCGCCUGCCAAGAAGUGCUGGUCGCCCUCCGGCACCUGAGUCAGGUGCCGGAGCGGCUCUGCCACGAGGAGAGCGUGGAGCUGGCCGAGCGCUGUAUCAGCCACGUCGUGGCCCUUCCGCCUUCGGGGCUCUUGGGAGACACCACACAGGCUCUUUACACGGAGACCCUGGCUGCCUUAUCUGGUCUGGUGGAGACCCUCCUGGCGGAGCGAGAGGCAGGGAGCGCCGGAUCGGGGUGGUUCCAGCAGGUCUUCCAGCUCUUGGGCUACUGGCUGGUGUCGGAGCGUGAAUGGGAGCGUGCCCGGGCCAUGCAGGUCGCUGCCCGCCUGUUGAAAGCCCGUCACCAGGGUGGCACCUCUCCAGCGCUCCCUGUGGGCCAGGUCGGACGCCUGCUUGGAGCCCUGGGGCCUUCCACCUGCGACCCCCUGGCUGCCAUCCGGCAGGGCGCUGUGGAGUGCAUCGAGGUGCUGCUGAGCCUCCCAGGAGCCAUGAGAUCCCCAGAGCCCAAGGGCCGCACCUGGGCCUCGUGGCUGCAUUGCAUUCAGCGGGACCUGCAGAGCAAGAGCACCAAGGAAGUGCGCGCCGCCUCCCUCCAACUGGCCAAGGUGGUCAGCCGCGCAUUGCGCUCCAAGGAAAUGGUGCCCUUCCUGCGCUCCUUGCUGGAGCAACUGAGGACCGUGAACGCCGCCUGCGACCAGGCCGUCCUUUGGUGGUUCGAGGUGGCCGCCAGGGAGCGAGGGACUGAUCUGAAGGACAAGGUCCGGGGUUUGGUGGCGGUCCUUUGCUCCUCCCUGCAGUGGGCCGAGGACCCCUCCCUGUGGCGCUCCUUGGCCCAGGCCCUCUGCGUGUUGGCGGAGCACCACUCUCGAGGGGUCUGUGCCUCCCUGGUGGAGCAGCCCCUUCUCCAGCCCAGGGCAAGAAGGGAGCUCUGGGCCGCCAUCGUGACUCACCCGAGCUGCCGAGCCUCAGCCCUGAAGCAUUUGCUCCGCUGGGUGAUGUCGGACGGGAGCAGCGCCCCAAAUUGUGUUCUGGUGCUCUUAGCCCUCCGAGAGGUGGUCGUGGCCUUGGACAGCUGGACCGGGCUCUCCUCGCUACUCUCCAAUCUGUGCCAUGUUCUCCUCUUCUGGCUCAGCCAGGACUGGUCCGGAGAGAUGCCACAGGCAGCCUGUUCCCUUCUGGAAGGCAACGGGGAGCUGGAAACGGGAUGGGCAGGGGCCCGGGGACUGGCGGUGGAGGUGCUGCAGACCACGCUCAGCCAAGUGAUUCCAGAGGCCACGAGGGCGAUGGAGGCAGAAAAUGCCUGGGCCCUCCUGAGAGAGCCAGAGAGCCGUCUUAAGGGGAUCGCCUCCUUGGCCAAGGCUUUGGCGGACACCAAGAACCCCCUCCUGGACAAGAUCCUGCGUCACCUCCUCCCCCUCCUGCGCUCCUCGCAGGGGGCUUCCCGAGAGCUGGUUCUGGCCUUCUGCGUGGAGCUCCCAGGGCACCCCUAUGUGCUGCGCCGGCCGGAGAUCCUCCGCCGCCUCCUGCAGUUGUGGCUGGCCGCCUCCCGAGAGGGGGAGGCCACCGUGCGGUCCCUGUCCGUGCGAGGGCUGGGGAACGUGGCCGAAGGAGCACCCCAAGAGGCCAAGAAGCACCAGGAGGACCUGCUGGCAGCCCUCCUCCAAGGCCUGGGAGACCCAGCCAGCCCGGAGGUGGCCCGGGAGAGCCUGCAUGCCCUGGGCAAAGUCUGGGGGUGCCUCGGGAGGCGGCAUGCCGGCCGCAUGCGCCAGGCGGUGGCCAGCCAGGCUUGCGAAUACCUCUGGCACCCCGACGAUACUCUCCGUACGGCGGCCUUCGUGUUCCUCAGGCGGAUGGCUGGGGCCACAAAGCCAGUCCAUGCCAAAGCCAUGGCCAGAGAACUGGGGGGCUGCCUGCCCGCUCUCUUGCUCCACUUCCAGGAUCCAAGCCCCGACGUGGCCAAGGCUUCCUGGACGGCCUUCAUCUCAUGCGCCCCUUUCCUGGGCCUGCAGGACCUCGCGUGGGAGACGGAGGUCAGGCUGCUCCUGGCAGAAGACUCCGACGCCUGGCACUCUCGCCUGAUGGGUCAGAUCUGCGGGCAGCUGGCUCAGAGAAAGGAUCCCACGCUACUGGACACUCUCAUGAGGGGGCUGCCCCGAUCUAUGCACUGUGCGCAGGAAGGGAUCCGGCUCGCCGCGUGCCAGCUGGCAGGUGUUCUGGCAGAGACGAUGGAUGCGCAGCGCCUGGAGAAACUGGAUUGGGAACCUCUCUUACAAGUGUCUCUGCACCAUGGGAUAGCUAGAGAGACUCGUGGCUGGGCUAUAGGGGCAGAGUGUGGGUCAACACAGUGGCUCCGGAGAUGUGGGUCCGUGACAGGACGGACCAAGCAGUUCCAAGUGGGGCUAUGA